This is a messenger RNA of Purpureocillium takamizusanense, 2438 nucleotides long. RefSeq lists its product as uncharacterized. NCBI's taxonomy places the organism in Eukaryota, Fungi, Ascomycota, Sordariomycetes, Hypocreales, Ophiocordycipitaceae. Bases 762 to 2111 code for a protein of 449 amino acids. Gene Ontology annotation, cellular component: fungal-type vacuole membrane; vacuolar transporter chaperone complex. Gene Ontology annotation, biological process: vacuole fusion, non-autophagic; polyphosphate metabolic process; microautophagy. The transcript is spliced from 4 exons. The record is from RefSeq and is a predicted model, not a curated record.
UUCCAUUCCGUUUUCCAUUCAUUCCUUUCAUGUGAGCUACGACCUCGUGCUGUGCCUUUGCCCAACCAGUCUUGCUUGCCUCUCUGCCUCUGCCACCGGCAAAAGCAAACCAAAGCAAUUGCCCGUCCCCGUCCACCACAAACGCACUGUACUUCUGGACGCUCCACUGCGCCGACCAGCCGCGAGCCGAUCUCGCCCCCCCUCCCACCUCAAGCCAAGCAGAAAGAACGACGACGAAACGUCUGCGCUUCCUUUGGCUUCCCCUCGGCACCGUGACCCUUCCUCGGCUGCAUCAGUAGGGCUUGCUCGCACCACACCCGCCACCACUCACAAGGCCCAGGCCGUUGCCCCGAGGGUGAGGUGACACUGUCCCUUGGUGCUGCUGCUGUGCCUGCUGCUGUGCCGCUUCGACUACCGCUAUUUUUCUGCUGCUGCACGUCUCCGCCCCCCAGCCAGGCCGCGCAUCAUCGGCCCGCCAAGACGCAAUCUUGCAGCAAAACCCCCGCAGCGACCGGCCGCCUGGUAGGGAGGGAACCAGUCAGCCAUCCAUCCAAUUCAGCCUGCAGCCGAUACGUCAUUACAAUCGAACCACCACAGGCUCCUUGCUCUCUGGCAUCGCGACAACUGCUGCCGAGCGGUGCUUCCGUCGAGUUGUUCCUCGCGAACUCGGCCCUGGAACGCUUCUCCACUGGAUACGCGCUGCGGCAUACCAGACCAUGCAGCAAUCGACCAGUCUGCCUUACAAUUGACAACGUACGAGUAUGAAAUACGGCCAGCAAUUGCAACAGGAAUCGGUUCCAGAAUGGAGCUUGCACAACCUCGACUACAACUCUCUCAAGCAUGAGAUCAAGGUCCACACGACGCGCGACCAGGCCUCGGCCAUGGCUAUCCCCGGCCACCAGGACCCCGCGCUGCGCAAGUUCGAGGACGAGCUCUUCGACGAGCUCGGCAUGCAGCACGAUCGCGUCGACAUGUUUGUCAUGAGCAAGGCCGACGAGAUUUCGAGGCGGCUGGAACACCUCAAUGCUAGCAUCCAGCGUUGCAUCGCAAAGCACUCCGCCGCCGCCCACGACCAGUCCUUCUCGCUCAAGCGCCAGCGACGGUUUGCCAAGUACGAGAGAGAGCUGAUGCGGUGCGGCGACGACAUCCACGCACUGUCGCGGUUCGCCAACGCCCAGAUUGUUGCCUUUCGGAAAAUUCUCAAAAAAUACAGGAAAUGGACAGGUUCCACCACCCUGACUUCGCGCUUUAAUGACACCGUCUUGGGGAAUCCUAAAAGCUUCACUAGACGCGACUUCACAUCCCUUCACACGCGCUAUGACGAGAUCCUCUCGGAGCUGCGAUCCGCGGCGCCGACCCUUAGCGACCCUGGCUCGCCGUCGUCGGAUGAGCAGCCGCUGCCCGAGCCCACGAGACCCAGAACGACUCGAGUCAACUUCGACGCCCUGCCUCCCUCUCGGACGAGCUCUCAGGUCAAGUACUGGAACGAGUACGACGACGGGAGUGACGCUGGGGGCGCCGAAGACGGCUAUGCCAUAUACAUCAAUCCCGAAGAGGAUACGGGCUUCCCGGGCAUGGCUUACGUGCAGGCUAUCAUAUCAAUGCCCUACGAAAAAGCGAAGCAGUGGUUCGGGCACAGGCAUGGCGGGGAGAGGCAGUCACUUCUCUCGGCCGAGAGCACCAGCCAGAGCUACUCUUCGACGGCAGUCGACUCGGAAGAGGAGGGCUACGCCAGCUCAGACGGUUUCCCUUACCAGGGGUACGCGACGCAUUAUGCCCUGCCCAGCAUCAGCGAACAAAAGGCCGUCAGGUACAGGGAAAGGGCCCUGCUGUGGGGCACGGUAGGCUGCUUCAUCGCGUCCUUUGUCCUGCUAGGCAUCGCAGGCAUUCUCAUCUCGACGGGCAAGCGGAAGCUCCGAGUCGAGGUGGACGCCGGCGUCACGGUGGGCGUCAUGGUCAGCCUGUUCUGCGCCUGCACCGGUCUCGGCAUGACGCUCUACCGCCAGGACCGGCUCACGCUGGUGCACCGGCUGGCGGUGUGGAGCGGUUUCGUGGUCUCGUGCCUGCUCAAUGGCAUGCUUCUGGUAUUGGUGCUGGGCAACACGCCCUGAAGGUUGGACAUGUUUGUACGCGUCGGAUAUGCUCAUGACUUAGCGACGGUGGGCUGCUUUUUUGUUACGCUCGUUUCACGAUCGUUUUUGGGGUCGGCUAUUUGCUGUUGGGAUAUGCGCGUGGAUGGCGUAGGACGUGAAUAAUGAUGCGGACAAUGACGGCUUCACGGACGAAUGGGGAGGGGAGAGGGCGGUUGGCGGUUGGAUACGGAAGCAUGAAGUAGACUGGUAAAGGAAGACCUCGCGGUACAUGGGCAUUUGGGCGGCGCCAACCACUGGCCCAGACUGUAGAUUGUAGCAGAUAUACCUUUUUCGUAGAAGGUUGUG